CGGAUCUCUUCUUCCCCUCCUUUUUCCUUCUCCUCCCUCCCCCUUUCCAGCUCCUCCUCCUCUCCUCCUCCAGCCCUUGUGUGGGACUCCAUUUUCCCAGCCCCAAAGUCUCCAAGGAAGGGGCCGUGGGAGCGCAUAUUCAAGAUGGAAUAGGACCGAGCCUUUUCCUCAACGUCGCCCUUGUGUCGCCGAUCGCAAAAUUAGGAUAUCCGUCUUUUUGUGCGUGUGCGCGCGCGCGCGCGUUGUGUGCGUCUGGACAGUUCGCCUUGUGUUGGAGCCAAGAAUGGAUGAUCAAGGAAGGCUGAUCCAAGCGAGGGGAGCUGUGGGGCUCGCAGGGCACCCCCCAGUACAGGGGGUCCAGAGCAUGACCCCCCACUCUCUCCACGAGCCCACCUCGGAUAACGGAGAACCCCGGAAACAAGACAUUGGCGACAUCCUCCAGCAGAUCAUGACCAUCACCGACCAAAGCUUGGACGAAGCGCAGGCAAAUUUAAACUGCAGGAAACACGCUCUGAAUUGCCACCGCAUGAAACCAGCCUUAUUCACCGUCCUCUGUGAAAUCAAAGAAAAAACAGGACUGAGCAUCAGAAGUUCUCAAGAGGAAGAGCCUGUGGACCCCCAGCUGAUGCGCCUGGAUAAUAUGCUCCUAGCUGAGGGGGUGGCCGGUCCUGAGAAGGGGGGUGGUUCUGCUGCCGCUGCAGCCGCUGCAGCUGCAGCAGGAGGGGUGUCCCCAGAUAACUCCAUUGAGCACUCUGAUUAUCGCAACAAGCUCUCACAGAUCCGCCAGAUCUACCAUUCGGAGCUGGAGAAGUACGAACAGGCCUGCAAUGAGUUCACCACACACGUGAUGAACCUGCUUCGGGAGCAGAGCCGCACACGCCCCGUGUCCCCGAAGGAGAUUGAGCGCAUGGUUAGCAUCAUCCACCGGAAGUUCAGCUCUAUCCAGAUGCAGCUGAAGCAAAGCACGUGUGAGGCCGUCAUGAUCCUGCGCUCCCGCUUCCUCGAUGCUAGGCGGAAGCGGCGCAAUUUCAGCAAACAGGCCACAGAGGUGCUGAAUGAGUACUUCUACUCGCACUUGAGCAACCCAUAUCCCAGCGAGGAGGCCAAGGAGGAGCUUGCCAAGAAAUGUGGCAUCACAGUCUCACAGGUCUCAAACUGGUUCGGGAACAAGCGCAUCCGCUAUAAGAAGAACAUCGGCAAGUUCCAAGAGGAAGCCAAUAUUUACGCCGUGAAAACGGCUGUCAGCGCCGCACAGAGUGGGGGCGACUCCCCCAACACCCCCUCCUCCGCGGGCUCCGGUGGCUCCUUUAAUCUCUCCAGUUCUGGGGAUAUGUUUAUGGGCCUUCAGGGUCUGAAUGGAGACUCCUAUCCGACAUCCCAGGUGGAAUCAAUGCGUCACUCCAUGGGGCCGGGUGGCUAUGGAGACAGUAUGGCUGCUAGCCAGAUGUACAGCCCACGGGAAAUGAGGGCCAACGGAGGCUGGCAGGAAGCAGCCACCCCAUCCUCUGUGACCUCCCCAACAGAAGGUCCUGGUAGCGUCCACUCUGACACCUCCAACUGAUCCUGCUGUGCUGUGCCCCCUCCCCCACUUCACUUACCUCCUGACUUGAGGGAAGAGGAAAAAAUGUCAGUGUUGAACCAGGCAGGGCAGAGAAAUAACUCUUUUCUCUGCCAGGAAAUUACUGCAUCACAGUGCCGGGGAUGGGAUGGGGAGGGAAUCCAAUAUGGCACCGCUUGGAAUUCACAUUGGCCGUGCUUCAGGGGGAAGCUAAUUCAAGAUGCACCCGUUGUGAUUCAAGAUGGUAAUCUUUCCAUGAGCCUGAACGGCACCUGUUAGUAACCAAGAUGCAACUCUAGAAAUGGUGAAGGGGACCCAAUAUGGUGACACAGGUGGGGGGUAGGGGUGGGUGGGCUGGGAUAUCCCAAAUGGCGUAUCUACUUGGAGGGGUUUUGUGGGGGGAUGAGCCAAUGUGGUACCUACAAUGGAUAUCGACUUCUACUGGAUCAGUCUCAUAAAGAACCCCUGCCUGAGAGGAUCCAAGAUAGCAUCAUAAUAUGUAUCAUGGGAUGCAGUUCAAGAUGGAAGCAUAGCUAGAUCUCUCAGCAGUAGGAUGAUCAAAGACAUUUGCCAGAUAUGGCUUGUGUUGGCAUCUCUCCAUGACGGGAUGAUUCCAAGAUAGCAAACUGGUGUCUUCCUUUCAAGAUUAAAUAUGGUGUGUAUAAAAAGGAGAAACAAUCAGAGACGUGGACCCUGUCCGAACCCAAGAUGGCAUCUCCUCCCCUGGUGGUAAUCAAAGGCUGCAUCCCUUGUGAAAUCUUUCUAAGGAAAUAACCACAUAAGCUGGUGCUUUGCCCCAGCCUUGACACAGGAUUAUAUGGAAUCAAGGUAAUAUACCCACACGGGGUGAACAAUCAAACAUGUCUCUUAAUAGGAAUAAUUUCUAUUGGGAGGGCAGUUAAUGUGUGAAGAUGCAAGAUCUAGGGUGGCCACUAUCUCAAAUCUGAAAGAGAAUGUUGGUUUGGAGCAUAGCCUUUGGGGCAAGAGGAGGGCUAGGAUAGUGCUGACUGGUUCCUCUCCAUUAGAUGAAGAGACAGAACUGAAGGUGGUACCUUGUCAGAAGUCAGCGGUGGUGGGUUUUCAGAAUGGCAGAGCGAGGUGCUGGAGGCGGGGAAGUAUGAAAAAGCACAAACUUCUGAUCUCCUCCUGUACAGGACUGGAUGUUUCAGAAUAAGUUGAGGGGAGCCUAGUUUGCCUCAAAUCUUUUAUGCCAUACCAUAACUGCUUUUUUAAAGUGACGAGAGUCCGUUUUCCCCAGUAACAGUAUAUUGGCUGAGUAGAGACAUAACAGGAAAUGAAAGCUUUCACUUUAAGAACAAGACGCAGUUUCACAAUACAUAUGAACUCAGGGAAUUCUUGUUUGUUAAUUAACUAGAGUACACCAGGAUGUUAAACCAGGAUUAAACUGUGGUUUGAUCUCCUGGUUUGUUCCAACUUUAGUUAAAAACCACAGUUCCCCAAAUUUGUCUGUAAUGUGGAAUUGCAGUUUGUUCUUCAUGUGAAAGUUUUCACUCUCCUUUUCUCACAUGCAGGGAGUGGCCUUGUUUUUUUAGCAGGAAACCAUGGUUUUUCAUUAUGUCUGAAGCUGGACAUUGUGUUUGAACACUCUAAUAAUGCAAAUAUCCUUGCAACAGAAAGGCAGUCACAAGGGAAAGCCUGUAGACUGCAUAUAAAAUUACUAACAAGUGUCAUUUUUUAUGUGCUCCCCCUCAAAAAAAACCUGAUUGUGCAGAAAAGCUCUCAGUGCAUACCCCCGUUUGUGCUUCCAUUUUUCCUUCUGCCUGAUUGAGGGCAUCAUGGGAAAAGAGGGUUUGAACAAACCAGAAGCAUGAGUAGUGACCAUUCCAUCUUCAGUGCUUUCCUUCUUUCCCCUCUCCUUGCUAGCACAAAGGGGAUGUAAUUGGUUCUAGAAAAGGUAAUAUGGCUUGAUCCCAGUGUAGGACUUAGUUCAGAGGGCAUUUUAAACCAGAAUUAGGUAGGGUAUUUCCUCUCCCUGGGACAGAAAAAUAGUAUGAGUGUGUAAAUAGUUUGUGUGGAGAGCGGAUGACCUGAAAGGAAGAACUAAGGAGGGAGAUAAAGAAAAUCUAGUGGGGGGUGGGGGGGAGAGAGAUACACAAAAUGGAUCCAAAUGCAUAAGAACAGAUAAUAAUAGAUACAAAAUGGAAGACUCUAUAAGAAUAGAUACUGAAAGUAGGAAGAAAUGAGGAAUAACAUCUGGUAGGAAAGCCGAAAUGAUGGGGAAAUAACCCUACUAAACCUGAUGAAAGGAAAACACUAACCAAGGAAGACAAAGGAAACCUGAGGGCAAGAAUGCUAAAUUAGAGGAUUAAGAAUAAACAAAAAAGAUUAUGGGCCAGAAAAGGGAUUAGAGCAGUAGUGGAAAGGCAUAUACAGAGUGUAAGAGAGACCUGAUAGAAAUGAUUGAUGAACAACAGAAGCUGGAUGGCACCUAGCCAUAAGAAGAAAACGACAUUUGAUCAGAAGAGAGCUGUUGGUGUGAAAACAGAAGAUACCAAAGUAAGACUAAAAGGAGGAAUAUAGAUAAAGGCAAUUGAUCAUGGGAGAAAAUCAAUGAGUGCUUGAAGGAGUGGAGAAAAGGCCCUACUGUGAAAGGCACCAAAGUCGGAGGGAUUCAACCAGUGUGGAUGUUCAGAUGUGACAUGCACAAGAUUUUGGAUGGUGUAAGACCUACUAGGAACAACACAAACCCAUGCAGACAUUCAACUUGCUCCUUCGCUCACAGGAGGGCUUCAUGCUAGUCAGUCCAAUAGCUUUAUUACCUCAUGGCGCGAGAAACCAAUAGAGACUUGGGACAGAGACCUUUUGAACCUGCUACCUCUGUGUUCCCUGGGGGUGGGGAGUACUGUGCUGUGAGACCCCCCCAAACUGCCCCAUUCACCUUGACAGAGGGUGGUGGGGUUUAUUGCCUGACUGGCCAUUUGACUUGUUCUGUUUUUUGCUCUAGAUUUCCUUUGCUUUUAUUAUCAUUAUUAUUUUUCUUCUAUAAAAUUGAAGACAAGCUUUGCCCUGGGAUUCAUUUGGGAAAGGAAGAAAGAACUGAGUGGGGAGGAAGAGUGACCCUCCUCCCAUAUUGUUGCUGGGUAUAUAUAGGAAAUACCACCACACAAAGCUCAAAACACAUUUUGUGAUGGUCUGAUGCAUGAGGAGCUGUUCAAUUCAAUUCACACAGCCAGUUUUUGGUGUGGGAGAAGCUUGAAAUGCAGUCAUGCAUUUAAAAAAAAAAAAUCAGUUAUGUGAAGUGGCCCGUCAGGUAGUUCUAACAGUUUUCACCAUGCCCACAAAAAGAAAAAAGAGGUUUGUCUGUAUGGUGAAAACCAUCCAAACCUUGUUAGAAGUUGCUUCACACAACUAGUCUCAUGGCAGUGCCUCCACACAGUUAUAUUUCAAGCUGUCUUCAUAGUAAUGAGGGAACGGAGCCUCAAUAACUGAUGGCAGUCAUUUUGUUUCUUGGGUUGGAAAUAGGCCAAAUAUGACCCAGUUUUGGAUUAUUGUGCUUUUUUCUUUUUAAAUACCCAGGCCAUAUUGAUUUUAAUAGCCUGUUCCUCAAUAAUUGUUUGUAAUCCUUGAACAAUGGUGCCAUUAUAGAGAGGAUAACUUAACCUGACCAAAUAAGGAAUAGCCUCAGAGCCAAACUUGACAUGAAGUGGGAGAUCCAUGGGCAGGAUCUCCCACAGGUUGGUUUGUUUUUAAUAGCAUGGCAGGGUGGAGCUCAGCACUAGUGGAAGGUUUUUUAGCCCUUUCCUGUGCACUGUUGUGAUUAAAAUAAUUCUCCCUUUACCCAUUGUUAUUUAUCCUGCAGAGGAGAAAAUACCAGUGUUUGUAUUGCCCUUUGGGACAAAUUUAAGAAAGCAUUUUAGUUGGGAAGUGGUCCACGGGUAGGUUAACCUUCUCCCCUAGCACCGCAGCACUGAAAUUUGUGCACACAUCUCACAAUUAUUAACUUGUUAAAAAAUAAACCUCAGGAGAUUUAUCAUGGAACUGCUCCAUCAUGUCUAGCUUGGCCUUAAGAAUAGCAAAGGCUCUGCUGAGACAGAUAAACUGGCUUUCAAAUUAAUGAGCCAGUUGAAUUUGAGGUGUGCCCCCUUCUCCAUAAGCUGUUUUCUUCAUGAGACCCAGGGCUGCUUGUUUGCCUGCAGCAUUCCUGUACCUUUAACAGUUGUGUAACAGGCACAAGUUCAGCAAGGGAAACUCCCCCCCCCCCAUCUGUAUGCCAGGAACAUUUGCACCUACUGACAAUCUUCUUGUCAGGCAGCUAUUAAAGGCUCAGGACCCAUGCCAAGAAGAAGAAGAAAGGCCUCACUGAAGCCACUGCACACAUUUGGAGGUUGCUUUAAAUCAUGCCAUGUGGUGAACUGCUUGUUGCACAUUUUAGGGUCAGCAGAGAGAAAGGAGUACAGAGAUCCCGUAUCUUUAACAGUUGUGUAGAAAGUGAACUUCCACAUGUGCAGCAUCAUGCAAGAGUGAGAAAAGCUGCACUUAUUAAGCUAUCAAAAGUAUAGGAAUAUUUGUAUCUGGUUACUUUAGCAUGCAAGCACCUCAUCAUAUUUACUGUGGAUGAAGAAGGCCACCCAGUUCUAAGAUAAACAACUUCUGAUUUGAAUAUAUAAUGGGCACCAGGAUGGGCAGGAUUGUGUGAGUUAAACCUGAAACAUUUCAGAAUCUGUUGCUUACUGAAUUUUAGUGGCUCUUCUGGUUUAGUAAACACUAAUACUGGUUACAUGACAGAAUACCCCACCUGAUUGGCAAAGUUUCAUCCACAAUUUAUUGAUGUGGAGGUGGUUAUUUAAGACAGAGAUUAUGAGGGUUUGUGUGGCAGGUUAAUAGCAUCAGGUAAAGUCUUCCUCCAACAUGAUAUCUUCAUGAUGGAAAAAGUGUCACCUGUUGAUUUUAACCUGCCACACAGGUUAACCUUGUGCUGAUAUAUUAAAGCAGAUUCUGCAGUAACAUGAUCACAGUUCUUGGUGCAAUAUAGAGGACCUGCCACAUGAGAGCUGAUAAAGAGGACCCUGACUUUCUGAAAAGGAUUCAGAUAAAUGGAGUGAGAGUGGACCGUAAUAAAACCUUAAGGGUAAGUUUGCAGGGGAGGUAAAGAUUUGUAGCCUAUUAUAUAGCUUGAAAAGAUGUAGCAUCAGUUAUAGGUUUCUCACAGCCUUUUGUAAUUGCCCCAAGGAACCCCAAACACAAUACGAUCAUAGUAAUGUGACUGUGCAGUUUCCUCAUGCCAUAAUAGAACACAAAGCACAGGUUUGCCCCACCAUGUCUGUCAGCACUAGUCAUGGGAGCAAAUGGAAAGCUUUUGUUAGCCUUUGUGCCAGAAGUCUGCAAAACUUGCAUCCCCUGACCUGUUCUUGGCUGUAUAUCCAGCCGUGUGUUUGAAAUCCUAAACUGACAACCUUAUUUAAGGGUCCUAUUGUAUAUCCAGUGAAGAAAACCUAUGACCUACAUUGAACAUCCAAUAGGUUAGCUUCAUUUGGAUGAACUUAGGAAGUUGCCUUAUACCAAAUUGGUCCAUCUAACUUAGUUGUGUGACUACAUCUUUGUCCAUUCUGACUGGCAGCAACUCUCCAGGGUUUUAGAUAGAGAUUUACCUGCAGCUAACAGGGAUAGGACCUGGUAACGUCUGAAUGCAAAGCAGAUGCUCUUCCACUGAACUAUGAUCGUUACCCCACCCCACCCUUGCCAUGAAACUGCCUAGUUUAGUUAAAGUCCAUGUAGCUCAGAAUUGUCUAUGCCAGGGAUUCUCAACGUUGGGUCCCCAGAUAUUAUUGGACUUCAACUUCCAUAAUCCCCAGCCCCAGUGGCCUUUGGAUGGGGAUUAUGGGAGCUGAAGUCCAAUAACAUCUGGGGACCCAACGUUGAGAAUCCCUGGUCUAGACUAUCUGGCAGCUCUCCAGGGUUUCAGAUAGGCCUUUCCCUGCUCUGCCUGGAGAUGCCAGGGAUUUAAUAUGGCACCUUCUGCAUGCCUCUGUCCUAUCACUGAGCUAGAGCCCCUGGUGGCGCAGUGGUAAAACUGCCGCCCUGUAACCAGAAGGUUACAAGUUCAAUCCUGACCAGGGGCUCAAGGUUGACUCAGCCUUCCAUCCUUCCAAGGUCGGUAAAAUGAGUACCCAGAAUGUCGGGGGGCAAUAUGCUAAAAAUCAUUGUAAACCGCUUAGAGAGCUCCGGCUAUAGAAUGGUAUAUAAAUGUAAGUGCUAUUGCUAGUCUCUCCUUCAAAUGCACUUAAGAGGCAUGUAGAAACAUGCUGUUGGAGAAAAAAAAGAAUGGGAGCGGGGAAGAGAUUUGGAAAGAUGUACCAGUUGGAAUGGAUAUUCCUAAAUAUCUGGGGAAACUGUGAGGGAAUCCUUAAGUUGUGGAGAGUUGAGGCAAUUACUUAGGGGUGCAUCUACACCAAGUUCUAAUGUCUCAUGGCUUCCUGCCACAAUAAUUCUGGGGAUUGUAAUUUGGGAAAGUUGCUGAGAGUUCUAUUGAAGUCCUUAGUGUCCCCGCUCAAGUUCUGUGGGGAAAGAGAAUGGUACCCAUACAGCCCAAAACAUGUUUAAUUAGACUUGCUGGUUUGAAUAGGUCUAACACCCACCCACCCCCAUAAGUGUGCAUAGCACCACAGCUUUAGAAUUAUUGAAGGGAGGGGAAGGAGUGAUAUGGGAAUGUAAUUUCAAGGGCUUCAAGCAUGAAAGUAGAUCUACCAGACUUUUCAGGACACAUAAUCAUUAUUUCAGGAUAACUAACUUUUAUACUAAUAUCGUGUGCAUAAUAAGGCAAGCUAAUGUGAUAUAAAGGGGGUUCCACUCUUCUCCGUUAAUAUUUAUGGGCAAAGUGGGUGUUUCAGUUCUUAUUUGUGCCCUCAAAUACAGCACCAGAAGGUAGUAGCAAUUCCAAAUUAAAUCCAAGUAAAAGCACGUUCCUUUAUCCAUGCACAUAGCAGGGCUAUCAGAUUCCAUUAUACACAAGGCAUCACGCCCCAGCACGUUUUAAUUGGUUUAAAGAAGGGUUUGAAAGUUCAGCCAUUUUUAUCUAGGAACAGAACAAAGUCCUAAAGGGGGGAAGAGUGCUUGAGUGAGAGAGAGAGAGAGAGAGACACACACACACACGCACAAGUAGCAAAACUGUGUGUUAAUUUUGAAAGAGUAAAACACCAUAGACCAUUUUUUAAAAAAGUACUAGCAAACUGGCUUUAGCCACCCUCAUCAUAAUCUGUACCUCUCAGCCAGGGGCGUAGCUAGGGGAGAGGGGGCCCGUGUUCAUCCCUCUCUCUGCCCCCCCCACCAGAGUGAAGGAGAUCAUGAAGAAAAUAGGGAGAGGUCAGGCUGGAGGGCCCUCAGAAGCUGGGGGCCCAUGUUCUUUGAACCCUUUUGCUCAAUUAUAGCUACGCCCCUGCUCUCAGCUGCUCCUCAUUUAAACACCCCCUUACUAUCCAAAGAUGGCCUCUUCUGGGCCUGAAUAACUGUCUCAGUAACAUGAAGCCAAAGUUCGCUCCUUAGUGUUCUGAAUCUGGCACAAUCAAUUUAAUAUGGAGGGUAGCAUAUUACAGACACCUAUUCCCAGCAAUGGCUGUGCUAGUGGCUUCUAUACCUUUAACAGCUAUGUGCCUAUAGCAGCAACUCAAUAGGCAUCCCCCAACAUCAAGAUGGCAGUGAUGCAGAACAAAGUUUCAUUUGUUAAGACUUUUUUGCAAUUAAAAAGGCACAGAGGGCCUUUUCCAUCCCCACAAGUAGUCUUAGUCUGCAGUUGAGAGACCAGCUCUAAGGCCAGACACAGCAUGGCGAUCCCCACACAACCAGAGAGCCUUGGCAGGCAGGCUUGAGAAGUGAGCUUUAGUUAAGGGGACUAGAUUUAAAAUAUGAUAAGGGGUGGGGAGGGGAAAUAUGAUCACAAUUUCCCUGGAGGUUCCCCCACUCCCCAAAUCUCCCUUUCACUCUUGUACAGGUUUUCUUUUUUUGCCUAUACAAUAAAAAUAUAUUUUUUCCACUGA
Hemicordylus capensis (graceful crag lizard) is the source of this 9549-nucleotide messenger RNA. It is a transcript of the gene PBX2, whose product is annotated as PBX homeobox 2. Gene Ontology annotation, cellular component: nucleus. Gene Ontology annotation, molecular function: RNA polymerase II cis-regulatory region sequence-specific DNA binding; DNA-binding transcription factor activity, RNA polymerase II-specific. The record is from RefSeq and is a predicted model, not a curated record. Gene Ontology annotation, biological process: embryonic organ development; regulation of transcription by RNA polymerase II; animal organ morphogenesis. The transcript has 9 exons. Lineage: Eukaryota; Metazoa; Chordata; Lepidosauria; Squamata; Cordylidae. Bases 284 to 1561 code for a protein of 425 amino acids.